This is a messenger RNA of Ilex paraguariensis (yerba mate), 317 nucleotides long. NCBI's taxonomy places the organism in Eukaryota, Viridiplantae, Streptophyta, Magnoliopsida, Aquifoliales, Aquifoliaceae. The record is from the annotation of a GenBank genome assembly.
AUGAAGAAACUAGGUGAAGCCCUGGCAAAGCCAUGGGCUAGGCCAGGUGAUGCCACUAUGUUAUUGAGCUACAGCGCCAGAGAAGGCAGGCUACUAGGCGACGACACUAGGGAAUACGGGCUAUUGGGUGAUGGCACCUUGGACGCUGGUGACGCUAAUAGGGAGUCAAGUAGUGGCGAGCCACUAGGCGCUGGCACUAGAGGGCUACUAGAUGCUAGCGACGCUAGUGUUAGCGAUGCUGAUGAGCAGCUAGACGUCGUUGUGCUAGGUAGCAAGGGUAUAGUCCUAGACCUUGGGCUUUGCUCGGGUGGGAGAGG